Messenger RNA from Anneissia japonica, 1123 nucleotides. Its product is annotated as probable serine/threonine-protein kinase pats1. The record is from RefSeq and is a predicted model, not a curated record. Lineage: Eukaryota; Metazoa; Echinodermata; Crinoidea; Comatulida; Comatulidae. The transcript is spliced from 3 exons. The coding region runs from base 593 to 1108 and encodes 171 amino acids.
UUUGGUGAUAUUCACUAGCAUUUAAGUUGGUUAAUAUUGAAAUAUUUAAUGCUACUAAUAAUAACAAAUAAUGGAUAUAAUCCAGCUAAAGUAUAUAAUGGUUAAUUUCUUAUUUCUUUUUGUUUUACAAUUAUUUCAAGAGCGUGUUAUCCCCAGCUAAAGCAGAGACGAAAUUUAAUCAGGGUAAGACGUUCGUGUUUGCAUUUCAUAAGAAAUUGAUUUAAUGAAUACAUUAUUUUUAAUCAGUAUUUCACACAGAGGGCCAUCACAUGUCAUAGCCUUGGUGCCGACGCACCUCUAUUAACAACAUACGUAAUACGUAUGGUUGCUCAUGGAACAAGUAUUAAAGGUACAUUGCCAAAAGAAUACCACAUGGAACAGCUAAUAGAACUUGGAACAAGAGAUAAAAAAAAAAAAUCUCACUAACUCAAUGACACUUCACUAUACCAAGCACUACCUAACCUUGUAGGGUCAGUGGAAAACCUCCAUUAUCCUACUAUUUCUUGGUUUUUUAAUUAUGCAUUUUUAAGUUUUUAUUCUGAAUCUUCUAUAAGGACAAUCAUCAUCAAAUGUUGAUGCCAGAAACCUGAAAAUGGAAUCAGAUACCAAAGAGCAGACACAGGCACAAUCGAUAGAAGAGGUCCCUGAAAACAUCGCUACUAAAGUCCAGGAGCGUAUAAAAGAACUCAAGUUCACAAAAGGAGAUGCGAUGCAAGAAUUGCAAAAAUCUGGCAACGAUUUCAUUAUGAGCAUCUGGGACUUCGGAGGCCAGCCAAUAUAUCAUGUGAUCCAACGAAUUUUUAUGGUAUCUUUUGCCAUUGUUUGUGUGGUAUUUAACCUAGAAGAUGAUCUUGAUGCCCCUGCUAAAGUUAGGGAUCCAACCACUGGUGAUAUAUACGAACAUCGAAUGACAAACCUUGAGUUCAUUCUGUACUGGAUUCGUUCAGUAUAUACAAACAGUAGGGAUUCAAAAUUGGAAGAUGGACAACCUUCACCACCAGUACUAGUGAUUGGUACUCACCUAGGCAGCCUCGAGGGGAAUGAAGAGGAACAGAAAAGAAAAGUAAACAACUACGUCAUACACCAAGUCAACAAUAAAACAGUAUAAAGUACUGUAACAUAU